Molecule: messenger RNA, 2183 nt
Organism: Podospora bellae-mahoneyi
Lineage: Eukaryota; Fungi; Ascomycota; Sordariomycetes; Sordariales; Podosporaceae
Exons: 3
Coding region: 210-2183 (657 amino acids)
Cellular component (GO): ubiquitin ligase complex; cytoplasm
Molecular function (GO): protein binding
Source: RefSeq, a predicted model, not a curated record
UGCCGGGGGCCGUGAUUGGGAACAGAUGGAGAUGGAUUGGCUUGGCUCGUGCAUGAAUCUUGAAGGCGUCCGCCACCACCAGUGACCAACAUCGCCUCUCACCAUUUGAAUGGUAUUUUUGUGAUCUUUUUUACAUGGUGGUUUAGAGCAUCGUUUUCUUCUCAUAGAAUCCCCUCGCAUAUACACUGUACAGAAAAGAUAGAUAGACCAUGGUGCUCCGAAAGUUCGAGCUUGAGGCUAAGCUCAAAGACGAUAACCAGCUUAUUCAGACUGGGGUCUUGCGAAAUGAGCACCCCUUCGACACAUCGCCAGAAUUCCACGAUUUUUUGAUGGCAUGUCGCCGCGGUGAUUUGAAGCGGUGUCAGGAACUGAUCUCUGAGGGCGUUAACAUCAACGGCAAAGACGCUUACGAUUAUACCCCGCUCAUCAUUGCCAGUCUCUGUGGUCAUUAUGAACUGGUGCAGCUGUUGUUGGAAAGCGGGGCCCUGGCCGACCCAGACUCGUUUGAGAGAGAAAGAGCCGUAUACAACGCCUUGAACAACAAGAUUCGGAAUUUGCUGCUUUCAUAUGAUUACACCAAGACAGCGGAUCCGUUGCAGUACUGGUCGACCCAUAUCACAUCUCUGCUGUCUCGUGAGAUUCCACCAACAUCAGACAUUACCCUGUCAGCACCAAACGAGGACUUUCACCUGCACAAGUUCAUCCUGUCAGCGAGGUCACCAUAUUUCAAGAGAAAGUUUGCGGAAGCGCCCGACACUACCACCUGGAAACUGUCUCACAACGUUCCUGUUGAGGCCUUCCGGAUAGUCCUUCGCUAUCUUUACUUGGGUGACCUCCCCCGAGAUUUCGUCACCCCACGAAGCACCGUCACCGAGGAAGAGGUCUUCAAAGGCAUCGACAAGCUCUGCAAGCAACUGGAAAUCGACAAGCUCUGGGAAGCCGUCCUCUCCAAUGACCGCCGACUAGCCCGCCAACGCCAGCAAGACGAAGUCGCCCGCGCACAAAAUCAGAUCUCGGCCUUCUUCCGGGACACAGUUCUAAAACACAAAAUCGAAGUAGACACUCGCAAAGCCGGCCAGGUAAAAUGGCCCCAGCACAACGCCAUCUUUGCCAAUGUAUUCCUUCAAGCCGAUGAGGAGCUCCCAGAGGAUGACGCCCCAGAAGAAGAGGAAGAUGAAUCUCACCCCCCAACUCCAAACGGAGGCGGCAUCCCCAUCGGCCCAGCCGGCUCUUCCAAACCACCCACCAAAACCCCAAAGAAACCCCGGCGCUCAACCCUCUACCCAGUCCACAAACCCUUCCUGAUCCGCUCCCCCUACUUCGCAACAAUGUUCGCCUCCCCCUUUCUGGAGUCUCAACCCUCCUCCCACCUCCACAUCAUCCACAUCGACUGCACCCCCCCAGUCCUAGAAGUAAUCCUCUCCUACCUCUACACCGAAGUCUCCACCUGCCCCCUCGAGCACGCCCUCGAGCUCCUUUACGCCUCCGACAUGCUUCUGCUCGACGCACUCAAGUCAAAGGCCGCGGUCACGAUUUCAACCCUCGGAUCAGGCAACACCAACGCUUUGGUCGACCGCACGCACCACCACGAUGAUGGAUCGACAACAAAGGAAAAGGUAGAGCAGGAACCGAUCAACGUUUAUGAUGUCAUCCACGCGGCGUGGGACUUGUCAGUUCAGCGGCUGGAGGAGUUUUGCGCGAGGUAUCUGGCGAGCAGGCUUGAGGAUUACAUUGACGAGAAGGAGUUUCACGACUUGAUCGCGGAGAGUGCGAGUAGGCUGAAGGCGAGGCAGGAGACGGACACGAUCGAGUUGUUGGAUGAUAUCAGGUAUUAUCUGGGGGAGAGGUUCAGGUUGAGGUUUGAGGGGGAGGGGUUGGAGGAGAUGUUGGAUGAUGAGCAGUUUGCGGAGGAGGAGUAUCAGGGGUUGGACCUGGAGGGACCGGAUGUUGGGUUGGAGGAGUUGGCGAUGACGAUGGGGGGAGGGGAGGAUGCGGGUUAUGUGGGGAAUGGGGACGAGGCCGUUGUUGAGGGGGUUGAUAGGGGGGAUGAAGGGGAAAGGGGGGGAGUGGUUACCUUGGGGGGGGAGGUGGUGGAGGAUGAGUUUGCGAGUGAUGCGGUGAAUUAUCAUAUUUUGGUGGAGAAGAUUGAUCGGAUGUUGGAGAGUCUGAAGUUGGAUGCCUGA